AUGGCGACAAAGUUCAUCGUCUUUGGCCCAACCGGCAAGAUCGGCAGCGCCGCCGCCCAAACGGCCCACAAACUCGGCGCCGAGGUUUUCUUGGCUAUGCGUGACACCACAAAGCCCAUCCCUGGCCUGGACGCCGCCGGCAAUCUUGAGCGCGUCCAGGCCGAUCUGACCGAUCCGGCAUCGGUCCGCGGUGCAGUCGAGAAGACGGGCGCCAAGCACGCCUUCAUCUACCUGGCACACGGCGGCGAGCCCGGGAUGCGCUCCACUGUCGAGGCUCUCAAGGCCGGCGGCGUCGAGUUUGUCGUCUUCAUCAGCAGCUUCUACACCUUCGGCGACGACCCACACGCCGCGGCCGAGUCCGACGACGCCAUCACCAAGUACCACGGCAUGGUCGAGGUGUCGCUGCACGAGGUCUUUGGACCCCGUAACUACAUCGCCCUCCGUCCAGGCUACUUUGCCAGCAACCUGGAACGCUACGCCGCGCUCAUCAAGUCGGGCAAGGCGACGCUCGACAACCCGGAGUGGAAGUGGGACUACAUCGUGCCCGACGACAUUGGCGCCGUCGCCGGCAACCUGGGUGCAAAGGGCCCCGCGGCAAUCAAGAGCGAGGUCGACGAGGGCAGAAGCCACAUCGUGCUGCUGGGUGCGCAGUUCAUUUCGCUGCGGGAAGCUACCCAGCUGGCCGCACAAACGGCGGGUCUGCCCGAGUUGGCGGUGGAAGGAUUCGAGAACGACCAGGAGGCAUUGAAGUAUUUGGUGGAAACCUAUCACUUACCCGCGCCGAUUGCGCUGUCGUUGCUCACACCGCAGGAUGUGUACACUGAGGAGGGGCUCAGAACUGGCGCCGAGAACGUUCAGAAAUUUUCUGGGCGACCGCCUACCACUUUGAGGGAUUGGUUGGAGGUGAACAAGCAAAUAUUUGAAUGA
Pyricularia grisea is the source of this 927-nucleotide messenger RNA. RefSeq lists its product as uncharacterized. NCBI's taxonomy places the organism in Eukaryota, Fungi, Ascomycota, Sordariomycetes, Magnaporthales, Pyriculariaceae. The transcript has a single exon. The coding region runs from base 1 to 927 and encodes 308 amino acids. The record is from RefSeq and is a predicted model, not a curated record.